Stereum hirsutum FP-91666 SS1 is the source of this 1346-nucleotide messenger RNA. RefSeq lists its product as uncharacterized. The coding region runs from base 174 to 1097 and encodes 307 amino acids. The transcript has 10 exons. The record is from RefSeq and is a predicted model, not a curated record. Lineage: Eukaryota; Fungi; Basidiomycota; Agaricomycetes; Russulales; Stereaceae.
GGCGUGGGUUCCCGUUCUCUUCACACUCUUUCCUCUGGCCGGUCCACUUUCCUUCUUUCUUACCCUUUCACUUGCUAUCUCUCGCUAUCAGCCCUUCAAUUUCACUUCACGCUCUGGAAGCGCUUUUGUAACGACCCUUUAGACAAUCCGGACCUAGGCCACGCUUGCUAGACAUGCUCUCUCGUGAACUCUUCCAGAUCCUCUUCCUAUCUCCAGUGUUCGCAUAUGCCCUCGCCGUGCCAUCAUCGAGCUCGAAACGAGCUGUGCCAUCCCAGGGCUUCUACGAUCCGCGAGACAACGGAGGGACUUGGUUGACCACCGUCGCCGAUACCUCGCCGUUGGGUCUCUCUGAGCCCAUUAACGCUGUCAUCCUUGGGACAUCAGACCAAGCUGUAUUGGUAGAUUCGUCAGAGAACGGAGGUCUUCGCAAUUACUUCAACUCCUUCGACAUGGCCAGCGAAUGCCUCGGUCAACAUUCGGGUAACGACCAGGGUGCGAAUCUCGGAGACGGGAACGGUCUUCUGAACGAGACUGCUGUGAUUAGAUACGACUACGGCGAUGCUUCAAUAGGUACAUGCAAAGAGUCUAUUGAGGGGGGAAACCACUUUCGGUAUUGGGUACAGGAUGGUGAGGCGGCCAACAGUGGCGCCGUAUUCAUGGCGGUAUCAUACGAGCUUCCUUCAUCCCAGGGCCAUGACAUCAUCUUCAACGGGUACAACCUCGGCCGAGACUGGCUCGUCGGCAACAUAACCUCGCAACCCUCCAUCCUCCCCACCUCCACCUUCAACUCCACCUCCGCCACCUCCUCCCUAUCCACCUCCAACCUCACCUUCUCCGGCCAAACGACGGCCAACGGCUACGUGUACCUCACCACUGUGACGUACGUGAGCGGCCUGUUGGCGAACGGAUCGGACGGGAUUAAUCAUUUUUUGAGUGUGGGCGCGAAUGGGACGAGUGCGGUGGAUGGGCUGGUGGCGUUGAUGGAGGUGAAGAUGUUGGAGACGCCGCAGAGGUUGACGAGCAGUGCAUCGAUCACACAUACUCCGGCCUGGAUGCUACUCUCACUCGUCGUCCCAGUCCUCUCUCUUUUGUGUUGAUAGCAGCCAAGCCAGUUUGCCGUCUCACCUGCAUACCUUCUCCGUACCCGUUACAGUCGCAUUGCUCUCUGAUCUAGACACCAUGCUCAUUUUUCGCUCCCUGGUCUCAAAUCGGAUUUAUUGCACGCCUUUCCUUUGGUCUUCUCGUCUUCUCGUUUGUCGCUUUCUUUGUCUUCGUGGAAAUACGCUUCCUCCUGGGACUUUACCUCUAUACCGAACUUUGUAGCCUACACUCGACCAACUUACUCG